This is a messenger RNA of Styela clava, 3006 nucleotides long. RefSeq lists its product as uncharacterized. The record is from RefSeq and is a predicted model, not a curated record. Gene Ontology annotation, molecular function: oxidoreductase activity; calcium ion binding. NCBI's taxonomy places the organism in Eukaryota, Metazoa, Chordata, Ascidiacea, Stolidobranchia, Styelidae.
UUUCAUGGUAUCUGUGAUCAGGAAAUUCAUUUUAUUUCUUCUCAGAACGCAUAGAUAGGGAAUAGUUAGUUAGGGUAAGUACCCAGAAUGACAUUCCAAUAUCUUUUUAUCUGUUUGAUGAUUAUCGUCUGCGUGUCCGUUCUACCUUCUACAGCUGAUCCAUGUCGCGAUAAUUUCGGGGGAUGUGAUAAACAAAAUGGACUGUGUUGGUAUACUGGAAGAACUUCUCAUUUUUGUUCUUGUAAAGCAGGUUACAAAGAGGAUACAACAGCUAUAGUUCACACUUGUAUUGAUGUGAAUGAAUGCGUGGAAGUCCGCCCUUGUGACGAAAAUGCAAUUUGUCAAAAUACAAACGGAAGUUAUAUUUGUCAUUGCAAAUGCGGAUAUAUCAUGGAUUACACCGGACAGCAUUGCGUGGAAGGAUCUAAAAUUGUGGGACAGUGCCUCCUCCCAUCUACUUGUAAACACCUAAUAUGGCGAUGGUUUAUAAAUAUUCCCUUCGAUAUCGAAUUUUCAAAAUGGAAUUUCAUUACAAACGUCGAUUCAACUCCGGAAAGAGUGCAAGAUAUCAACAAUCCUCAUGGAACAUGUAAAUGUGAAACAGGCUUCAGACUGAACUAUUGUGGGUAUUGCACAGACAUAGACGAAUGUUCAGAAGGUAAAAGCAAUUGUACCGGACCAACAGCAAAAUGCGUCAAUACCGAAGGAAGCUAUUACUGCGAGUGUUCGUCGGGUUACACGAUUGGCCCAUGCAAACGCAGAUGUUAUGCUGCGGGAGUCGAACCAUCUUUAUGUGAAACACCGGAUCUUUCAAGCUUAUCUAUUGCUGGACUUCCUUCAAAAUCACCUACCUUCAAUCUCCCGAUUGUAUUAGAUAACUGGAGAACAUGUGCAGACAAUGUUUCAAUGGGAGUUACGACUGUCGAACCUUAUGACGUUGAUCAAGAUGGAAUAACUGACGUAACCCUUACUUGGUUGUGCAAAGAAAAACGACCUGGAAGGGAAAGUAGUAGCGUUCUAAAAAAGUUCCAAGAAAAUGAAGCUGUGUGGGAAAAUUGGUCUUGUUGGACAGAAUGCAAAACUACUUGUUGGGGAGGGUUACAAACUCGUACACGGCGAUGUCUCCAUGGUCUUCCCGGACAGGACAUAGGCUGCAAAGGAGAAGGAAGUCAAUCAAGAGAAUGCUACACUGGAACUAAAUGCCAGUUUCGAGUCCGAAAAGAUGCUACCACUCUCACACCAACCGAGAUUCAAGAUUUUGUUCAAGCAAUGCGAAAGUAUAAGACGGACAUGUCAGUGAGGGGGUUCCACAAUGCAGCAUCUGCUCACGGUUGGCCAUUCCAAUGUGAAGGUCUCUCAUGUUGUCCACAUGGAGCUAAGAUGAAGUUUGCGGCGUGGCACAGAACUAUAGUCUUGAACUACGAAGAGGGUUUGUCAAGAUACAUGAAUAACAAAUCUCUUGGAUUGCCGUACUGGAACUGGUUAGCUAAAGACAGGAGCCCACCUAGUCUGGGAUGGGACAGGUUCAUCAAUGGACAGGAAAAUCCUUUCACAAAUAUGACUAUUAGAAUUGAUCUUGAGGGGCCAAUGAGAACAGUUCAAAGAGACCAAGUGAUAUUUACGCCACCUCUCGACUUUGCCCACAACCAAUGGAUCGACGUAGCUAACAAGCUCAAUCAAGCACACAAUAUGCAUGAAUUUUCAGAAGCUCUUGAAAGCGCUCACGGUGGCCCACAUGUUUCUGUGUGUGGAAAUGGCAGAUUUUCACCCAGAUGUUCAAUGUCAUUAGCUUCUUUAAGGUUUGCCGGGUUCGACCCUUUAUUCAUGAUGCAUCACACGCAAGUCGAUCGUUUAUGGGCGAUUUCACAACAGAAACUUAAAGAGUCUGGAACAGUAACGUGGACGACACAAACUGCCUUGGAAGCAAUGGAAGAACAAGGAGAUUUCGGACGAAGACACAUGCCAUUUGGAAACAAAACUAUAAACGCUUUUAAAAUUGUUCAAGCCGUCAACACUAUGCGAGACUCAUAUUAUUAUGAAGAACUGACAGGAGUGAAGUACGAUUACUUAGGAAACGACGGAUAUCCAAAAACUAAGACAAAUGGACUAGUCGUUGAGAGACUGCUUCGCGUUGGAGGCGCAGAAGUCCUUUUUAUUGCACACUAUCUCCGAAAUAUAAGAGGAAACAGCACAGCUUAUGUCAACUAUUAUCUGAUAUUUGGAUCUGAUGUUCCAUGUAAUGAACUAACUACAUGGGAUAGAGUCGCACAAAACAUUUUGUUACCUACUGGCAACAAUUAUAAAAAUUCUAUUCCAAAUUUGAUAAUGCUUCAAGAGUUUGGAUCCUCUGGCCUAGAUCGUGAUUAUGACAUAAAAGCCUGUUAUACCAGUGAUCCAUCUUGUUCCGAAUAUUGUACUGACGCUACAAAUCCAGGAUUAGAAGAAUUGCCUGCACCUGCUUUGGUACAUUACCUACCCAAUGAACCCGCUGAUGUAUACAAGUUCAAUUGGUCGCCUGAGAGGCCUCUCCCGACUUGGCAUAUAAAUCUUGACGGCAGCUCUCAAUGGCUUUAUUUUUAUGGCUCAAGAGCUGCCAAUAUUAUGCAGGUCGGGACUGCCGAAGAGUGGGAGAAUUGCAAUUCAACUUCGGGAAGACUGUUCAGGUGUUCUACCGCCUCAGGUGGUAGCGCUUGUAUGUUAAAAAUUGGGAUCUACUAUUUGAUUGACAAUGAAUACUCAUAUUGUAACAACUCAAUGAAAAUGAUCGUGAUAUCUCGAUCUUAGAUUUUUCCAAGCAACCGAAUGUUGAAAACCACUGAUGAAGUUUAUGUUAAGAAUACUGUACUUUACCGUCUCCCGUGUUUGAACAAUAUAUAUAUUGACGACUCAUAAAUAUACAGUUUACUACGCAAGAAAAUGUUUCUGUAAAAAUUUGAAAAUAAGGCGUAACGCUUUUUCAUUAUUUUGUGUUUUGUACUUAUUACACAGUAUACGAGCAUUCAGAAA